Molecule: messenger RNA, 1800 nt
Organism: Aspergillus tanneri
Lineage: Eukaryota; Fungi; Ascomycota; Eurotiomycetes; Eurotiales; Aspergillaceae
Product: putative MFS transporter
Exons: 6
Coding region: 1-1800 (599 amino acids)
Biological process (GO): biotin import across plasma membrane
Cellular component (GO): membrane
Molecular function (GO): solute:proton symporter activity; biotin transmembrane transporter activity; dethiobiotin transmembrane transporter activity
Source: RefSeq, a predicted model, not a curated record
AUGGUCGUUGAUAGUGACAGCCACAACGCAGUUACUAAGGUGGAUCGACAGUGCCUCGUCCCAGUCAACGUGUGCGGGGUCGACCUUCGAGGUUCUUCUUGCAAGUCUUGUGGUGACGACGAGCUCUUUUUCUUCUUCUUCGUUUCUUCACCUGCACGUCUCUCCCUCUCUUCAGUCUCUGCAGAAGCAUCAGCAGCAACGGCUCUGCCCAGUACCCUAGUCGAUGACCUAGACAAGCAACCGGCCCCGGAAAUAGAGGGAUAUCAGGACAGUCGCGAUGAUCUCGAAUCUGGGGAUGAGCCGGAUAUCGCCAGCAUCGAGCGCAUUUACCGGAAAUUGGAUUUCCGCAUCAUCCCCGCAUUCUGGGUGCUCUAUUUCCUUUGUUCGGCCAUUCGGUCCAAUGUCGGUUUGGCCCAGACCAUGAAUGCCAACGUCGGACAUGAUCUCGGUUCCGUGCUGCACCUGACGCCACACCAGAUCUCGACCGGUCUGGCCUUGUUCUACGUGUGCUACGUGGUAUUUGAUCUGCCGUCAAACUUGAUCAUGACCCGGUUGAGCCCCCACGUCUGGAUGAGUCGCAUUGUGGUCAGUGUCGGUAUUAUUGGUAGCUGCAUGGCGGCAAUGAAAGCCGCAUGGAGUCUUUAUCUUCUUCGUCUUCUCCUGGGUAUUGUCAUUGCAGGCAUGUGGCCCGGAAUGGCCUACUACCUCACCCUAUUUUACCCACCCUCUCGAACCGGGAAACGGAUCGGUCAAUACUUCACCGCCGCCCAGGUCUCUGCCGCCGUCGUGGGCCUGGUCUCGGCCGGGUUUCAGAAGAUGGACGGCGAGCGUGGGCUCGUAGGCUUCCAAUGGAUGUUCCUCGUCUACGGCGUCAUCACCAUAACCGUCGGCAUCAUUCUCCUCUGGUGGCUGCCCGACCGACCCACGCCUCCGGGUGAGGAGCCCCCGAAGCGGAAAUACCUCUGGUGGAUUCCACGCAGUCCCCCAGCGCUGACGGGCCGCGAUGCCGAGAUUCAUUACCAUGACCUGAGGCGUGUAUAUCACCGCCCUCAGUGGAGUGUCCGCGAUCUCAUGCGCGUGCUCUUAGACUGGCGGAUCUGGCCCUUGUUGAUCAUGUACUUUGGCGUAGUGGGUGUGGGCAUCGGCGUGCAGAGCUACAGCACCGUGAUCAUCAAAGCCAUCAACCCGAGUCUUAGUGGGAUCGAUCUCAGUCUUCUCUCUGCCCCGAUCUGGAUCAUGGACCUGAUCGCCAUCCUCCUCGUCACUCCCUUAUCCGAUCGAUUCCACCGCCACCGCGCCAUCUUCUUCUCCAUCCCCGUCUGUUUCCAGAUCCUAGGACUCCUCCUAACCACGUACGCGGGAACUGACUCGAACCCCUGGCCCCGAUACGGUGGACUCCUCAUCGUCGGCUUCGGACUUGGCCCCACCGUCCCCAUCACCAUGACCUGGACGACGGAGAUCUUCCAACCUCGCCACGGCGAAGUCGGCGUCGCCGCUGCCUCGGCCAUUGUCUCCGGCCUGGGCAACCUGGGCUCCAUCCUCACUACCUACGCCCUGUAUGCCGGCUGGCCGAGCGACUACGAGGCCAAAGGCCGCGCCAAAUACCGCAAAAGUAACCUGGUCAUGGUGGGGAUUCUGUGCGGGAGCAUCCUCGCCUCCGUGACAAUGGAGACGCUGCUCCGGGUCGUGAACGGUCGGAAACCAUCUGACACCAAUAGCAGCGAUGACGGUGACGAUGGGGCCAAGAUCGUUGACGGCGCCGCGAGACGCGAGGCUCGUCAGAGGGGGUUGGAUGGCUAA